AUGUGUACACCUCGUUUCCGUGUUAAUGCGGUGGCAGGGGAACCUUUCUAUUUGAAAUAUUGCUCAUAUAACUCUGAGCAUAAGAAUAAAAAUGACACUAUAAAAUGGUAUAAAAGCAACAAGUUACUUGGACAGAUUGAGCUAAACCCAAGCAGUUCACCCAGAAUUGUUUUUAAUGGUUAUGCUUUGGAAUUUUGGCCAGUUGAAUUGGAUGACAGUGGAUCUUAUAUUUUCAAGAUGGGAAAUGAUGAACGUAAAUGGGAACUAAAUGUUGCCAGGAAAAAUAAACACAACUGCUAUGCUGAAAAUCAAAUAUUUGGGAGACUCAUUCAAGUGAAUAAAAUUUUGACAAUAAAGUGUGAGAAUGACCACUAUUCAAAAUGGAUUGAGAGAACAUCAAUCUAUAAGGACUGUGAACAACUGAUAAAAGAGAUUAAUGGAAGCACAACGAGCCAUGAAAAGAAUGCAGAGUUUGAAGAUAAAGGAUAUUACACAUGUGUGUUUUCCCUUCAUUAUAACGGAAAACUGUUUAAUCUCACUAAACCUUACAACAUAACAAUAUCUGAAGGUACCGAUUAUAUAAGUCCAGUUAUUUUUGGACCACAUUUUAAUCACAUUCCAGUGGAAUUAGGAAAAGAUGAAGAACUAAACUGCUCUGCUGUGUUGAAUAAAUACGAUAAAAUUUAUUGGAGCAUAUUUAAGGAAAACGGAGCAAAACAUCCUAAUGUACAUGAAGGCAACCAAACAAACUUUAUGACCCUAGAUGGCAAAUAUUAUGCUUCAAAAAUGUUGUACAUAAAGAAUGUUAAUGAAGAUAAUCUACAUUUUCCAUAUAAUUGUACUGUGGUCAGUGGGAGACCUGUAGACCCUAGAAUCUUCAUCUUGGAGAAAAAAGAUAAUGGUGAUAUCCCAGGCCACAUCUUCACCAGAGGAAUUGUGAUAGCCAUCUCAGUGUUGGUAGCAGUUGUGUGCCUAGUGGUUGUGUGUGCCAUUUAUAGAGUUGACUUGGUUUUAUUUUAUAGACGGUUAACAGGAAGAGAUGAAACAUUAACAGAUGGAAAAACAUACGAUGCUUUUGUAUCUUACCUUAAAGAAUGUCAACCAGAGCAUUGUGAGGAGCAUACCUUUGCUGUGGAAAUUUUACCUAAGGUGUUGGAGAAACAUUUUGGGUACAAAUUAUGCAUAUUUGAGAGGGAUGUAAUUCCCGGAGGAGCUGUUGUUGAUGAAAUCCAUUCACUGAUAGAAAAGAGCCGAAGACUAAUCAUUGUUCUAAGUGAAAAUUACAUGUCAAACGAAGUCAGGUAUGAGCUUGAAAGUGGACUUCAUGAAGCACUGGUGGAAAGGAAAAUUAAGAUAAUCUUAAUUGAAUUCACACCUGUCAGUGAUUUCAUGUUCUUGCCCAAAUCAUUAGAGCUUUUGAAAUCUCAUCGAGUUCUGAAGUGGGAGGCCGAUAAGUCUCUUUCAUAUAACUCAAGGUUCUGGAAAAAUCUUCAUUAUUUGAUGCCUGCAAAAAUGAUCAAGCCAUGAAGGAAUGAAUCUGAAGUCUUGUCUUUCAAGAGUGUGAGAAAAGCUAGAUACCAGAAAGAACUCCAGAUAUUUUGGAAAUUGAGAGUGUAA
This is a messenger RNA of Elephantulus edwardii (Cape elephant shrew), 1617 nucleotides long. It is a transcript of the gene IL18R1, whose product is annotated as interleukin 18 receptor 1. NCBI's taxonomy places the organism in Eukaryota, Metazoa, Chordata, Mammalia, Macroscelidea, Macroscelididae. The transcript is spliced from 9 exons. The record is from RefSeq and is a predicted model, not a curated record. Gene Ontology annotation, biological process: interleukin-18-mediated signaling pathway; positive regulation of type II interferon production. Gene Ontology annotation, molecular function: interleukin-1 receptor activity; interleukin-18 receptor activity; interleukin-18 binding.